Xenopus laevis (African clawed frog) is the source of this 3413-nucleotide messenger RNA. Its product is annotated as scavenger receptor class A member 5-like. The record is from RefSeq and is a predicted model, not a curated record. The transcript is spliced from 3 exons. Bases 473 to 913 code for a protein of 146 amino acids. Lineage: Eukaryota; Metazoa; Chordata; Amphibia; Anura; Pipidae.
CUGUGAGGGGGACAAUGGAGUGAAACCAUUGCAGUGACUAUAAACUAUACUCAAUACUCAGUAUUUAUAGCAAAUAAUCUGCUCAGCAAACUGCACAACUCUGCUCUGCACAGUUCUGUCACACAAUCAAAUUUAAAAAACGAGUGUUGCUAUGGCAACCCGUUUUUCUGCAGUGUGAUUCCUAUCUAUAAAAUUACUCUGUACAUACGAAAUUGAAACUCAUUUCAAGAUAAAGUGCAGAGCUGUAAUUACACAUAACAUGCCUGUACUGAAGAUAAUCCGUUUUGAAAAAAGGAACAGUACCUUCAAUCCGUUUUACAUAUAGCAAAUCUGGUCAGCAAGCUGCACAGCUCUGCUCUCCCAACGGUUGUUGCUAUGGCAACCCGUUUCCUGCAGCGUGAUUAGCUGCUCUAACAAAGAGGGAGGGCAGAACAGAGGUCAGUAACGACGUAAGCAGGGAAGAAGCUGCUCAAUGUGCGCAUGCUCAGGAGUACUACAGAGAGGAACUGCGCAUGAUCCAGGUCGUGAGUCGCAAUGGGAAGAUAGGCAUGCUGGGAAAAACGCUUCUCCUACUCUACACUAUCAGAGGAAACGGAUCAACAGAGCUGCUACAAGAAAGCACACAGAGACAAAGAGGAUAACGAGAAUGGACAAUAAGGCCAUGUACCUGCAUUCCUUUGAUGAGAAAGAAAAUGGCUCAGCCUUUGAGGAACCCUAUGAUGGGAGGAAUCUUUCCAAGAUGAACCUGUGUGAUGGCUAUAUUGGAGUUACCAAAAGUGUGAGGAUCGCAGCGCAUGCCAAAAUAUUCUCAUGCGCGACAGAGACAGGCAAGAAAACAUUCCCAGGGAAGAGUAAAUGUUUCUGGAAGCAGCAGGCGUUGGCCGAGGUGCAGGCUGCAUACAAAAGACUAUGAUGGUAUGAGACAUCGGAUCAGGGCGAGUACCCACGUAUGCCCUUGCGGAACAGAAUGAACUUGUCUGCUGUAAACAUAGAAUCAGCCAAAUUAUCCUGAAUUAUGGAUAGUGUUGCUCUGCAUGUUAGCCAUGACCUUUUCUCUCGAGCAUGUGAUAAAAAUGGCUGAAUGUUCCAAGACUGAGUUCACAGCAGAAGGGCAAGACAUUUGUGGUGCACAGUUUAUCAAUGACCUUCAUGGUUGAUCUAGUCACCCUCUCAGGCCAGAUAAUUUUGGGUGCUGGUCUAGAAAUCCCUGUAAGAAUGCAGCAAAGCACCCCAUAGUGAAUCCGCCAUGUCAAGUCAUUUUGGGAGGUGGACAUCAGGGACAGGGUUCUGCUGUGAGUGUCUCUGGGGACUGAGAAGGCCAUGAAUGGAGUGUGCUGAGACAUGCUAGACAGGGGUGCAUACUGACAGUGAUUCAGCAAGGAAGGGCUUGAAGUAGGCUGAGAAACAAGUGUGUCCAUGCCUUAAAGUCACUUUAGGAGGAAGCUAUGAGGAUGGGGUUGGACUAAGAGGCAAGGUGGGCUUGAGACAGGUAGUGAGCAAUGGUGACAAUCACUCUAUGAGGUAAAACAGCCAGGGGACAGUGGUGGUGAGAGUGAGGCUAGAGGGAAAUCGGUCUUGGCAGCUUGCUUUCUUCUAGGACAUCGCUGAUGGCAUGCUAGUUGGUUAAUUCUCAUUGGUCACUUGCUAACUGAAAAGGUUGCUAAAAAGCAAAUUGAAACUUAAGUUUCCAGGGGAAUUUCGAGGGCAGUGAUCUCCAACCAGUGGCUCGCGAGCAACACAUUGCUCAAAAGCCCCUUUGAUGUUGCUCCCAGUGGCCUCAAAGCAGAUGAUUAUUUUUGGAUCCUUGGCUUGGAGGCAACUUUUGGUUACAUAAAAACAGGUGUACUACCAAACAGAGACACCUAUAUGCUGCCAGUCCACAUAGUUGCUACCAAACUGCCAAUUACAGCCCUUAUUUGGUGCCCCCAUGAACCUUUUCCAUGCUUUGUGUUGCUCUCCAAUUCUUUUUACGUUUCUAUAAAUGUUAUAAAACUGUAUGUGUGAAGCUGUUUGCGUAUGUUGUGUUUCACAUUACAAGACAAAUGAUAAAUUAUGGCCCUGACACAAUGUAAAGAAAUAACAAAGUGCAUUUCAUCAUUCUGUAUCGUGUCCAACAUAACUAAGAACAGAUAUGGGGUAUGUUACACUUUCCAGCACAUAAUUUGUUACAUGUCCAAUCCCCGGAUUACUCAUAGCAACAAACACACAGUCUGUAUAGGAAUUAAACACCCUCUGUGAUUGAUGUUGGUAGGUUCCUUUGAUGACGUUUUAUCACAUGGCGUGACGUGUGCAAUUGGAUCAGUCAGUAUCCAAGUGCCAUAGAACAUCCCUUGUGCUUGAACAAAGGUUGUCAAAUGGUACAGGGAGGGGUUGAGAAUUUGCUUUCUUAAUGAGGUGCAAACUGAAGUGACUUUUCUAAAUAAGCCCCACAGUAGGGGCAGCAGUCAGUAAACAUGCUACAAGAGGUGGGAAACAGACUCAUGUCUAUUGAGUUCAAUGAUUUUCACUUUUCAGACACAACUCACAAUUUUUUUCAGAGAAUUCCAGUGUCAUUGCCAUACGCUUGUCAGGGGGGACUAUCGGCUUCCGGCAGGAGUAGUCUGGACCAAGGAGGAAGCUUUAGGGGUUAAAGUCCAAGUUCACGGUACAAAUAGGAUCAGUCGUAACCGUGGUCAAUAUCCAGGCAGAAGUCCAAUAGGCAGGCAGAUUAGUAGCAAGGUCGAGGUAUAGGCAGGGUCAAAACUCCAGGAAUCAAUAUAACAAGUAUUAUUAAGCAUCCAGGAAUGUUCCAAACAAAACCUAUAAUCGGGCAUUGAACUGGGCGUCCUUUCAUUUUGAAUUUUCAUGCCACUGCGUGACAUCAGGAUGCCGUCCGGUGCUGCUGCUACCCACGUGGUGGCUAUGGGCGCCGCCAUCUUGGACGCCGCACAAAGAGGACGGACGUGCUAAUGGGCGGCCCUGACAUCGCUAGAUUGCAUCCUACCCAGUUACGCUCUGUGAAACUAUACAUGUUAGCUAUAGGCUAUUGGUUAUAUUCAGAAAUGCUACUUGCACUUACAAGGACUUUUGAAGAGCACCAAUGCAUCAGAUCAGCAUUCUUUGAUGAACUAUGUGCAAAUAGACUUGACAUGUUAUGGGAACCCUGGAACUACAGCCACCUAGGCAGAGAGCCUGUAGUAUUAAUGAGUGCACUGGCGUAUGCAUCAUCAUAGUAGACUGGAUUGUGCACAAAUGCUAGGAGCAUGUUUAAGUGUACGUACUGAGCCUUAGCAAUAACUUCUCAAAGUAAAAAGGCAGCGACAUGCAGGUAACUUUAAAUAGAAAUCCAUCUGUUUUAUUCACAACAGAGAUUUCAAGAGAUAAGUAACUUAGUGUGUAACAAAAGUAACAGUAACUUACAUAGUUUGUUUAUU